GGGAUACAUCUCCGUGUUGACACAAAAUGGUCGAGUAUAUUUUGUGACCUGGGAGUUUAGCAGGCCUAAAAACCAAACUUGUAUCGUAUUAUUUGGCACGCAGAACAUCCAUUGGAAUAGUAUAUAGUAAGUGCCGAAUAUAGUGUUCUAGGAAGGACACGUGAGAGCAAGACUGUCGAAGGAAAGCUGAUUUGGCCACAAACAGAAAGUCCGCCCCUGAAUGACUCGGCUACCGCUCACAGAGUCCAGUUACCUACAUCACAGAGCACACUAAACCAAGCCGAAUGAAGAGAGCGGCUGCAAAGCAUCUAAUUGAGUGCUACUUUGGCCAGUUAACAGAGGGCUGUGGAAAUGGGGCCUGCACGAAUGAGUUCUGUGCUUCGUGUCUUGGUUUUCAACCGCUGGAUCACAACGCGGCGGCCAUCAGAGCCCUGGAGCUCUAUAAAAUGAAUGCCAAACUGUGUGGUCGUCACUCUGCUGCCUUCCCUGACAACAGCAGUGCCAAAGAAACCCACCCUACCUUAUUGGGCGACCGUCACGGGAAGAUGCCAGACCACGAAGACAACCUGUUUCCUCCUAGGGAAGACUUCAGAGAGGUGCAUUACCUGACCGAGGAGAAAGUCUAUGAGAUCCUGAGUAUCUGUGAGGGGAAGAAGGACUACUCUCCUCUGAUCCGAGUCAUCGGGAGGAUCUUCUCCAGCGCUGACGGGCUGGUGCAGAGCUUCAGGAAGGACAAGGAGCAGCACCCCAACACCAAGGAGCAGCACCCCAACACCAAGGAGCAGCACCCCAACACCAAGGAGCAGCACCCCAACACCAAGGAGCAGCGUAAGACCCACCAGGUCAAAGAUGAGGACAAGGACGAGGACGACAAGGAGAGAACCACCGCCAUGGAGCAGGAAUCAGAGGCCUCGGCGUCCAUGGAGGGAGCGACGGGAUCGACGGAGAACAGACUGGGUCCUGUGGAGGUCUCAGUGGACAUAGAAGCUGUGAGGAGAGUGUACGACAGACUCCUCUCCAACGAGAAGAUGGAAUCAGCCUUCCUCAACGCCCUGGUCUACCUAACUCCCAACGUAGAGCUGGAUCUAACCUAUCUAGACGUGUACGACACCAACCCAGACUACCUAAACAUCUUCAUCAUCGUGAUGGAGAACAGCAGCCUCCACAGCCCAGAGUACCUGGAGAUGGCCAUGCCUCUGUUCUGUAAGUGUAUGAGUAAACUCCCUCUGCCUGCCCUGGCCAAGCUGACGCGCCUGUGGUCUCAGUACAGUGUAGAGCGCAUCAGACGUAUGAUGGAGACCUUUCAGCAGCUCAUCACCUACACGGUAAUCAGCAACGAGUACGACAGCGACAGUCUGGUCAACGACGAUGAGUGUGUGGUGGCUGCAGCCAAGUGUCUGAAGCUGGUGUUCUACGCCAACGUCCUGGGAGGAGACCUGGAUACGGGUCACAAUGAGGAGGAGGAGGAGCCUGCAUCAGAGUCCAGCGAGCUCACCCUGCAGGAGCUCCUGGGGGAGGAGAGGAGUAACAAGAAGGGGCCCCGGGUCGACCCUUUGGAGAAGGAGCUGGGCGUCAGGACCCUGGACUGCAGACGACCCCUCAUCCCCUUCGAGGAGUUUGUCAACGAGCCGUUGAACGAUGUUCUAGAGAUGGACAAGGACUUCACCUUCUUCAAGGUGGACUCGGAGAGUAAGUUCUCCUUCCAGAGCUGUCCCUUCAUCCUCAACGCCUGCACCAAGAGCCUGGGACUGUACUACGACAACCGCAUCAGCAUGUACAGCGAGAGGAGGAUCACAGCGCUCUACAGCCUGGUACAAGGACAGCAGCUCAACCCAUACCUCAGGCUCAAAGUACGACGAGACCACAUCAUCGACGACGCCCUCGUCAGGUUGGAGAUGAUCGCCAUGGAGAACCCAGCGGACCUGAGGAAGCAGCUGUUUGUAGAGUUUGAAGGAGAGCAGGGCGUCGACGAGGGAGGAGUGUCUAAAGAGUUUUUCCAGCUCGUCCUCGAGGAGAUGUUCAAUCCUGAUAUUGGCAUGUUUACGUACGACGAGUCCACCAAGCUGUUCUGGUUCAACCCGCCCUCUCUGGAGAACGAGGCCCAGUUCACCCUGAUAGGCAUCGUCUUGGGCCUGGCCAUCUACAACAACUGUAUCCUGGAUGUUCACUUUCCCAUGGUGGUCUACAGGAAACUGAUGGGGAAGAAAGGCACCUAUCUGGACCUGACAGACUCACACCCGGUUCUGUACCAGAGUCUGAAGGAGCUGCUGGACUACGAGGGGGAUGUGGAGGAGGACAUGAUGAUCACCUUCCAGAUCUCACAGACUGACCUGUUUGGAGACCCCAUCACUUAUGACCUGAAGGAAAACGGGGACAAGAUACCUGUUAAUGAGGACAAUAGAAAGGAGUUUGUGUCUCUGUAUAGUGAUUACAUACUUAAUAAGAGUGUGAAGCGCCAGUUCAAAGCCUUCAGGAGGGGCUUCCAGAUGGUCACCAACGAGUCGCCUCUCAAGUGUUUAUUUAGACCUGAGGAGGUGGAGCUACUGAUCUGUGGAAGCAGGAAUUUGGACUUUCAAGCGCUUGAAGAAACGACAGAGUAUGACGGAGGCUACAGCAAGGAUUGUCGCAUUAUCACAGACUUCUGGGAGACGGUGCAUUCGUUUGGCGAGGAGGAUAAGAGACUGUUCCUCCAGUUUACUACGGGGACUGACAGAGCACCCGUAGGAGGCCUGGGCAAGUUAAAGAUGAUCAUCGCCAAGAACGGCCCCGACACAGACAGGUUACCUACUUCUCACACGUGUUUUAAUGCUUUGCUGCUCCCUGAAUACGAUUCAAAGGAGAAACUGAAGGAGAGACUUCUCAAAGCCAUCACUUAUGCCAAAGGAUUUGGAAUGCUGUGAAACAAGCAAAAAUGACAACUCUGCAAAAACAAAACAAAAACUUCCUGGCUUCAGUUCAAUGGUUUUAUGUUUUGUAAUGGAGAAGGUAGGAAUUAUACAAUGAUGCAACAGUUGAAAUUGAUGUGGCAUUACGACAAGGAAGUGCUCCAGAGACUGUGUGCCUGAACAGCAAAUAGACUCAACUAGCAAGACAUUCGAUCUAGCCCCCCCUCAGAUCCAUUUAAUAUACGUAGAACCUCUCCUUACAUUCUAGGUUAUUCAAGCUGUUGAAAUCAGUUAUAAUUCUUACUGGAGCUCGCUUGGUUUUAUUUGAUGUGUAAAAAAACAAUAAAGAAGAGGAAGCAGGUUAUCAUUUAUUGUUGUGAAAGUGCACUUAACUAGACCUUCUGAAUGUUAGUGAAUGGUAUAUACAUUACUGUAUACUGCCGUCUUAGGACAUUUUGUUAGUUUAUGAUAUUCUUUAAUGCCAGCAGUGUUGUCGGUAACACUUCCUAAUAUAAUACCCUCUUCAUAAUGCAUUGAAAAGUACAUUUAUAAUGAUAAUUUAAUUUAUAAUGCAUAAUGCAUAAUAAUGCCUUCCAGGUGUUUUAUAGCUGCUCAUAGACCUCUAUAAUGCUUUGUUUCAAGUUUUAUUGUCACGUGCACAAGUACUGUGAAAUACUUUUUCAUUGUACUUGAAGGGGGGGGUGUUCAUAUGACGUGUUAGCGUGGUGUCGCGUAAGGCACAGGACUAUUCUAACCAGUACACUAACACAGUGUUCCUGCUCUGCUGUAAGCUAUGCAAGUGGCACCCUAUUCCCUACAUAGUGCACUACUUUUCACCAGGGCCCCUACAUAGGGAAUAGGGUGCCAUUUGGGGCGCAACCCUUAUGUAUGAUGGCGUUGCAUCGUCAUCUGUACCUGCUGCCUCUUUGGCAAAUCUCCCUGCUACUUUUGGCUGCGGUCCUGCACUCUUUCUAAUGUGUUGAAUAGCUUGCUGUUCAAUACCUAUAUGUUUUUUGCAAUGUUCAUUUUGUAUGCCAGACAGAACAGAGCACACUCUCUCUUAGCCCUGACGGAGUGCUUUCAGUUUUUUGUAUUUUAUUUUAAUGCAUGGUUACAGACACAAAGUAAGUCAUUAGCUUUACAAAAGCUCCAGUGAAUUGUCAAGUCAUGCUAGUUCUUUGGUAGCUGUACUCUCACUUACAGUUGCAAAAACAUUUGGGGGGGAAAUGCUUUACCCAAAAGCCCUUGGUUUUCCAGAAAGCCCUUGGUUUUCCAGAAAGCCCUUGGUUUUCCAGAAAGCCCUUGGUUUUCCAGAAAGCCCUUGGUUUUCCAGAAAGCCCUUGGUUUUCCAGAAAGCCCUUGGUUUUCCAGAAAGCCCUUGGUUUUACAGAAAUCCCUUGGUUUUACAGAAAUCCCUUGGUUUUACAGAAAUCCUGGUUGGAAGAGUCCCAGAAUCUGGAGGGAAUAAAGAGGAAAUCCAGAAUCUUCCAACCAGGAGUUUUGGAAAACCUGGGAACGUUAGCAGCAUUCUGCAACCCUAAUCUGACUUCACAGUUCAUCUGAAACCUGGGAACGUUAGCAGCAUUCUGCAACCCUAAUCUGACUUCACAGUUCAUCUGACCCAUAUAAUGUGAAAUAUUGACUUGGAGAAAAGUGUUUUAUAAUAAUAACACUGAAUUGAUGUGCCACAUCAAUGCUCAGAACAGUGUGUUAUUCUCUGAAGUAUUUUUUGGUUUGUUGGUGUUUGAUUUGGUGUGACUGUGGUUUGGUUUUCAUUAUGCUAUACACCUGAAAGCCUGCCAAGCCAUGCAGAAUAUUUUUGGUUUAAUAUCCAAUAAUGUGUACAACAGUCUUGGCAGGAAGGGUUUAAUGGCUUGGUUUGAUAUCCUGUGAUGUGUACAACAGUCUUGGCAGGAAGGGUUUAAUGGUUUGGUUUGAUAUCCUGUGAUGUGUACAACAUUCUUGGCAGGAAGGGUUUAAUGGUUUGGUUUGAUAUCCUGUGAUGUGUACAACAUUCUUGGCAGGAAGGGUUUAAUGGUUUGGUUUGAUAUCCUGUGAUGUGUACAACAGUCUUGGCAGGAAAGUUCAUUCAUAAAGGAUUCAUUCCCCUGUUUUACUGCCUGAAUUCAAAAUAGAUUCAAUAUGAAUUAUUUUUUUCCCACCCUUUUACAUACAAUACCCUACAAUUUUAGCAAAUGUAUUAAAUAAAAUCGAUGCAAUUUACAUCAGUAUUCACACCCCUAAAUCAAUACAUGUCAGAAAUCCCGUUUCUGAAUAAGUCUGUAAGAGAUUUGCACACCUGGAUCGUACAAUAUUUGCACAUUCUUUAAAAAAUUGUUAAAGUUCUGUCAAUUGGUUGUUUAUAAUUGCUAGACAGCCACUUGAACGUCUUGCCGUAGAUUUUCAAGCAGAUUUUAAGUCAAAACUGUAACUAGGUUACUCAGGAACCUUCAAUGUCAUCUUGGGUAAGCAACUCCAGUAUACAUUUGGCCUUGUGUUUUCAGUUAUUCUCCUGCUGAAAGGUCAAUUUGUCUCCCAGUGUCUGUUGGAAAGUAGACUGAACCAGGUUUUCUCUAGUCCUUCCUGAUGACAAGCAUACCCAUAACAUGAUGCAACCGCCACUAUGCAUAACACAUAUUGAUUAUAUGAAGAUUAGUACUUAGUUAGUGAUGUGUUAAAUUUGCCCCAAACACUUUUUAUUCAGGUUAUAAAGUGAAUUUCUUUGCCACAUUUUUUUUGCAGUUUUACUUUUUUUUAUUAUUAUUAUUAUUAUUUGCCUUAUUGCAAACAUGAUCCAUGUUUUGGAAUAGUUUUUAUUCCGUACAGGCUUACUUCUUUUCACUCUGUCAUUUAGAUUAGUAUUGUGGAGUAACUACAAUGUUGUUGAUCCAUCCUCAGUUUUCUCCUAUCACAGCCAUUAAACUCAAACUGUUUUAAAGUCCCCAUUGGCCUCAUGGUGAAGAAUCUCUAUUUAAUCCAAUUCAGGCUGUGAGAACAAAUGUGGAUCAAGUCCAACGGCUGUGAAAACUUUCUGAAUGCGGUUGUAUUUAGUUGUUUGCUGCCUGGUUUAUUUUGAUAUAAUGGAAAUUAAGGAAAGUACAAACAUUUGAAUUAAACACUUGAUUUUGUCAACAUAAUGCAAAAUAAAAAAAAUAAGACAUUUUUAA
This is a messenger RNA of Oncorhynchus nerka (sockeye salmon), 6052 nucleotides long. Its product is annotated as ubiquitin-protein ligase E3A-like. The record is from RefSeq and is a predicted model, not a curated record. The coding region runs from base 285 to 2900 and encodes 871 amino acids. NCBI's taxonomy places the organism in Eukaryota, Metazoa, Chordata, Actinopteri, Salmoniformes, Salmonidae. The transcript is spliced from 14 exons. Gene Ontology annotation, biological process: protein polyubiquitination; ubiquitin-dependent protein catabolic process. Gene Ontology annotation, molecular function: ubiquitin protein ligase activity.